Molecule: messenger RNA, 2565 nt
Organism: Camellia sinensis
Lineage: Eukaryota; Viridiplantae; Streptophyta; Magnoliopsida; Ericales; Theaceae
Source: RefSeq, a predicted model, not a curated record
UCUAAUUCGAACUUUCAAUUUCUUAUUAUUUCAUAGAUUGAACUUUUUUUGUGUGUAUAUAUAUAUCUUAAUGCGUGUUGGAAUUGAAGAAUUCUUUACAUAGAUUGAACUUGUGUGUGUAUAUAUGUAUAUCUAACCUAAUGCGUGUUGGAGAUGAAGAAUUGUUUUCUCGCACAGUUUGAUCAAUACUGUAUUUCGUAUGCUGUUAAUUUGUUGUUUCAGUGAGUUUUCAGGUGUUACACUAUCAUUCUCUAUUUUUGAUUUUCAAUUUCUGAUUAUUACAUAAUUGAUUUUCAUUGAUUUAGAAGCCAAUUAUGGAAAAGUAAAAAAAAGAAAUAUCAAUUAUGGAAUUGUGUGAGGGUGUCUUUUACAGGUGAGUACGAGAUUGCAUGUCACAUGCCUUUAAAACAGCUACAGAGGAUAAGUAGAUGAGAACACAAAAAAAUAAAAAAAUAAAAAAUUGAAGUAGCAGAGUACAUUGAAUUACAGAAAUUUUGGAAGGAUUUGAUAUUUUGCAUGCCUGAGAAAGAAUGAGAGAGAUUUAAAAGGGAAAUGGUAACAUACCUUAAAAUAGAAGGCACUGAUAGUUUAGAAGCUACAGGUCCAAAUAUCAGACUCCUGUGACAUCCUGAGAAGCACUCUUCUUACGAUGUCACCUGGAUACAUACCUGAUAUCAUUUUCUCAAAACCCCGCAGCAAGAUCAUCAUGGUUGUGUUAUUCACAAGAUUAUUGGAGCAAAGCGGAGGAAAGGGGACCAAUUUAACAGCGAUUGAACCUUGCUUGAUCAUUUGGGUUCGGGCUAUCGGCAUCUAAAUCAGUAUCGUAAGAUGUUCUUGGCAGAUGAGAUGACCAGAAGUUUCCCCAUUCCAUGUUAAACUACCUAAUUAAUAAAUAUAAGAGCAUAAGUAAAAUUAGCUAUCGUUUCCCCCAAAUUUCAGUGAGUUUUCAGGUGUUACACCAUCAUUUUCUUUUCCAUAAUUGAUUUUUUUUCUUCUCUGUUUUCUCUCACUAACAAUAAGAAUGAUGAAUGAAUCGUCUCUCACUGGGCCAUAUGUAUGUAGUAUUGCUGUCAAACUCUUGAGAUCUUAAUGACAGUAAAUUGCCUGCUACUCAACUAAUGACAGUAAAUUGCCUACUACAAGAAAUUAGUCUUUUACGGACUACUAUUUAGGGACUAGUUAGAUUUGGUCCCUAAAAAUAAUCUUUUAGAGAUAAAUCUAAACUUAUGAUAAUUUACUUAUAAAAAUGACUCUUGAUAUGUUCCCCGUGUCAUUCAAUUUUCAAACUUACAUAUUUUGAACUAAGAAACUGCAUUAUAUUAAAAAUCAGAGAGUACGUCCAACAAAACUUGCUACUUCUUGGAGCCUCCUUUCCGCAUUGUGGGCUAACUGUACCCAGGGGUGGAACUACCAUGGCACUGGAGGUGGCCAUGGCAUCCCCAAUUCUCCGAACAUUUAAUAUAUAUUUAAAUAUACACUAUAGUUACAUAUGUAAUGCUUGGCAUGGGAUGGGUGCUUAGUUAUUUUGAACUGUCUGUGUAAUGACAUUUGAAUUUCCUGUAAAGUGAUUUUUUUUUUUUUCCGUCUUGAAAUAAUCUAUUAGCAGUUUGGUUUAUUGCAUAUUUUUUUACCAUAAGUUCUCUUUCAUUCUUAUUUCUUUUUCUUUUUCUUUUUUCUUCUGUUUUCAAUUGCUAAUAUGAUAUAUGAAUUAAUGGUGUUCUUGGUAAUACAUAUCUUUGCUAUCAGAUCAUUGUGAUGAUAGUGGUGAUAUUGUGAUCCUUUAAUACAUAAAAAAUGAGCAAGAAGUUGCCCCUAGUUUUUCUGGAUGUGUCUAUUGAUGGCGAUUCUGCUGAAAAGAUGGUUUUUGAGUUAGUUCAUUGGUGAUCUUUGGUGAUACAGCUUUUCUCUGAUGUUGCUCCUAAGACUGCGGAAAAUUUUUGUGCACUCUAUACAGGGGAGAAGGGAAUUAGUCCCAAGACUGGAAGACCCCUCCACUACAAAGGAUCCUUUUUCCAUUCCAUUAUUAAAGGAUCAAUGGCUCAGUUUUAAGGGUGGUGAUUUUCUUAAACGAGAUGGAUGCUGUAUAUAUGAAAUGACUUCUCAUAAGCCUGCAUUUAAAGCAUUUAUAAGUUUCAAGAGCUCUGUUUCCUCUGUUUUUGUCAGAAUUAUGUGGUCAAGCUUUCUUCCGAGUGUCCUGUGGUAAAUGUUCUGUUAGUUGGUACUGAAUAUAGUUAAAACUGACCAUGGAUAUGGCUAUUAUUUUGUUAUGUAACUUUGUGAACAAUACAGGUGAUAGGGUCAUAUAAAAACAUUGAUUCAUAAUUUUAAAAACAUGAUUCAUUUUAUGGUUUGGUUUAGUUUGCGAACUUCUAAGAGUGUCUUAAUUGUUUCCCCCCUCCCUGCUACAAUGCGUGCACACACAAAUUGGUCUUCCUUUUCAUUUUAGUUUGAUAUUUUAACAUUGUAAUCCUGACCUAGCUUGUUGAUCCAGAUCCUUACAAUUAAUUAUUGUUCUGUGCUUUUGAUCCUUCCACAAACGUAUACCUAACAGUUGUUUUGAUUGAU